AGCGCAGAGUGCGAGUCCCGGUCAAUCAAAGACUCCUACUCUCGCCCUCUCAGAGUGCUCUUCGUCGAUUCCCUCAACUCCAGAACGUGUGUUUGAGCCUAGUCUUGAACCAUCCCGACAUUUACCCACAUUCCACAGCUCUAGUUAUAAUAAUAUCAUCCACAACCGCUCCACACGAACACAUCAUGGGCUCCUCGGACCCCAUACCAACCUUUGCCCCCCCUUCCGGCAUGCAUCCGCACCACGCCUCCACCAUCCAGAACAUCAUCGCCCGCCUCUUCCCCAUUCCAUCCGUCCUCGCCCUCAUCCUGUCGGGCUCCAUCGCCCACGGCUUCGCCACGGCCGAGUCGGACGUCGACGUCCUCGUGGUGCUGACGGAGGAGGCCUAUGCCGAGCGACAGCAGACGGGCGAGAUCAACUUCGUCGACGCCGAGGUCGCGACCUACCCGGGCGGGUUCGUCGAUGGAAAGUACCUGAGCCUUGGCUUUCUGCGGGAGGUGGCCGCGCGCGGGAGCGAGCCGGCGCGGUUCGCCCUCGAGGGGGCCGUCGUGCUGUUCGACAGGAUCGGGGGCGGCGCGCUCGAGGACGUGCUCCGCCGGGCCGUUCGCUACCCUGUCGAGGACAAGAGGGAGCGGGUGGUGCGGUUCCGCGCGCAGCUGGACGCGUGGCGGUGCUUCUGCGGCGAGGCCCGGCAGAAAGGCAACGCGUACUGGCUGGGGCUGGCGGCGACCAAGCUGGUCCUGUUUGGCGGGCGGCUGAUCCUGGCGGAGAAUGAGGUGCUGUAUCCCUACCACAAGUGGUUCCUGAGGGUGCUGGAAGGGGUCAAGGAGAAGCCCGAGGGGUUGAUGGAGGCCAUCAAGAGGCUGGUGGAAGAUCCGUCUGAGGAGAACGUGGAGGCGUUUUAUGAGUUGGUCAAGGGCUUUCGGGACUGGCCGCAGACUCCGAAUCGGUGGGGAGCGCAGUUUAUGAGGGAUACUGAGCUCACUUGGAUGAGCGGACAUGCACCAGUUGAUGAUCUGUGAUUCUGGGAACAACCGAGAGAGAGCUCGGAGCGAGCGGCUGGUGCGGGAUGUCGGUUGGAUAUUUCUAAUCUUCCCAAACUUUUAUUGUCGCUAUCGUGAUUGUUACUACAACGAGCUGAUUUAAUUGAGGUGUUUGACUUGAGACUGGCCGCCGACAAUCCACCUCCUGGAGCCUCCAGAUCAGCGAGCAAAUGGAGAUUUCUUUUGUUUGAGCAUGAACCUUGUGCACUAAGUUCCCGUUUCCUUGUCAACAAACGAACAGUUCCAGGGACGAUCAUUGGGCACAACCUCCAAGUAUUG
Molecule: messenger RNA, 1322 nt
Organism: Thermothelomyces thermophilus ATCC 42464
Lineage: Eukaryota; Fungi; Ascomycota; Sordariomycetes; Sordariales; Chaetomiaceae
Exons: 1
Coding region: 186-1022 (278 amino acids)
Molecular function (GO): nucleotidyltransferase activity
Source: RefSeq, a predicted model, not a curated record